Messenger RNA from Cephus cinctus (wheat stem sawfly), 2910 nucleotides. RefSeq lists its product as uncharacterized. The transcript has 8 exons. The record is from RefSeq and is a predicted model, not a curated record. Gene Ontology annotation, cellular component: plasma membrane. Gene Ontology annotation, molecular function: calcium channel regulator activity; GTPase activity; GTP binding. NCBI's taxonomy places the organism in Eukaryota, Metazoa, Arthropoda, Insecta, Hymenoptera, Cephidae. Bases 594 to 2165 code for a protein of 523 amino acids.
UAAGCUCAGUUCUCUGCAGGGUGAUCUGCGGGACAGACGUAACAUGUCGUCGAGCGACAAACGCCGAUUAAUAACUUUCAAAAAAGUUUAUCUUGUCAAUUAAAACAACGUUAAUUAUACUGAACUCCAACAUCCCCUGGGAUUCAGUAAAGAACACAGUACAAACCCUUGCUGAAGCAUUUAGAAUAUUUCAAUGCUAAUCAACUGUGGCAAUUAAAGCUGUUCCUAAUAACUGUUUACCAGGGGGAUAUAAGUUUCGUUUAAUAAAAAAAAUAAUUGAAGGAAAUAUUUAUCAGUGUAUAACUACCGUACAUAGUGUUUGCGUCUUAACGUGUACUUGACGAAAAAAGAAGCAGGAAUCGUUAAUUCGUGAACGGUGAAUUAUUUUCUAGUUUCUGAUCCUGACCAAGGCUGCAGUGAUUGUUUCUGUCUCGAGGUUUUUCUAUCUUUUGCUUUUCAUAAUUUGUUCUUUGUCUACCUGAUUCCUGCACAAAGAAUAUUCACUGACUCACCUACCUGCUGGACUCAUUUUAUUUUAUGACGGUUCUGAUGAACAGACACAGUUGAGGAUUGGGUGGGAUUAUUGCCUGUCUAUGGCAACAUCAGCGGUACCGAGGUACCAUCAAAACGGUACCACAGCGAGCACCAGUGGUGAUACCAUCAAUCCUACCAAUGACGUAGUUCAGCCAAUGAUCACUUGCCCGCCGAGUAAUUUUCCGGAUAAGUUUCAAGACUUCUUUGCCGCUCUUACAGAAGACGUGGACGACCUUCCCAGUAUGCUGGAGGACAAGCUUAUACCCAGAAAACAAGAUAAUUCUGGCACAGACUCACGUGGCCGAAGAUGGAGUAAACGAGCCUUUCAAAGACGCAGUAGCGAGGUCGAGGUACAUCUUCACAGGAACUCCCUAUCAACCGGAGGUCAAGUUCCGUUGUUUCCGGAUAGCAGGAAGUCACCAGGUACCUCACGAAGACGUAGUUCCAGCAUUGCCGUCGCCAGACCAACGCCCGAUUUGCAUCGGUUUUUGCAAACGGAAACUGGUCCUUGGGGACAUCUGUCACCUGCGCCACGCAGUCCUAGCAGAACUUCUGCCGUAAGUCCUGGAGCGACAUCCUCGACGUGUCAUCUAAGUCCUGGAACGAGUCCUGGGGGACCUAGUCCAACGAGCCCUGUUGGAUCAGCUUCUGGUUCCAGGGGCUUACCAUCGCAAAGACAAUACCGGUCUAGAACGAGUAGUAUGCCUGCUGUACCACGACACAGGCCGAUGCUAGCUGACACAAAGCGCAAUGGUGUCUUUGGCACAGAGGAGAAUGACGUCCCUGAGGACGGCGUCGAGUAUUACAGGCUUCGCUCUUUCUCGAUAACCGCUAAUGGCGUCUUCAAUUUGGGGGAUUCUCUGAGAAGCCGACGCAGUAGGAGCAUCAAUAGCGUUACAUCGUCCGGAACGAGUUGUAGCAGUACGAGGGAAGCCAGAUUAUUGAGCUCAGCCUUCCAGCUUUCCGGCACUGAGGGCGAGGAGGAAGCGAGUGACGGUCGAGUGGCCACUUAUAAGGUUGGCAUGCUUGGUGCCUCCGGGGUCGGAAAAACUGCCCUCACUGCUCAGUUCACAACCAGCGAAUAUAUUUGUGCCUAUGACGCGUCUUUAGAUGAGGAAUACGGACAGAAAACCGUUUCUGUGAUGGUCGACGGCCAAGAGACGGAAUUGGAGAUUAUCGAUCAUCCGGCAUCAGAGAUAUCGGUCGAGACUUUCUGCUCCACCUACAAUCCGGACGUCUACGUCGUCGUUUAUUCCGUCGUGGAUCGCAGAAGUCUGAAAAUAGCUGAAGAGACGCUCCUCUACCUGUGGAAGAGCGACUACAUGGCUAACCAUGGUGUCAUCCUCGUUGGCAACAAGGUGGACCUAGAAAGGAAACGAGAGGUACCACUGAUUGUCGGUCGCCGACUGGCCAACAAUUGUCGCUGUAAAUUCAUAGAAACUUCAUCCGGAUUGGCGCAUCACGUGGACGAAUUACUCGUUGGGAUACUCGCUCAGAUUAAGCUGAAUCCACAACGCGAUAGGGACCAGGCGACGCGACGACGACGUAGCAAGCAUCGACGAAGGAUCCUCAAGCACUUAUUGGGUAUCAAGAGGAAAACCAAGAGCUGCGAGAAUCUUUUCGUUCUCUAACUUUACAUACUACAGAGUAUUAUUACAUUGCGUACGCGCCCACGGUACAGAUCGUUUCAUAGAUACCUUUAUCGAACUGUAAAUACGUCAUUUAUCCAUUUCUUUGAUAUCGUAGAUUAUAAGUCUAGUAACGUUUGUAUACAGGGUGUCGCAGCAUCCUCUCAAUUAUUCAUAAUAAUUCGUGACACCCUGUAGCAUGCUAUAUAUAUAUAUAUAUCAUUGAAUAUCACUAAUUUAUCGGUUUUUAUCAUAAUCCCGCGAAACUCGCGGCGAAUCUUGUAUAGAACCUUGCAAUGCUAGGAAUUGUAUUAACUUAUGAAAUAUUACGCAGGACGUUGUGCCCUUACAAUUUUCUCAUUCACAAACAUACAUUUCUUUAUUCGAACGCGUACUCACUUUUACAUCCUAACGUCGUUAUUAUUCGUAAGAACUUGGUAUAUAUUGUCGCGAAUCGAUAACUUGCUUCAGCGAGGAGACAACUUUUUUUUUAACUUUUUAGUGUCAUCUCUAAUGUCUCUGACAAAUGGCGUGUUCUCACGGCGACGUCACGUUGAUUUGAAACAACAGGAAUAUAUAUAUAUAUAUCUGCGUGUCCAUUAAGAUAUCCACAAUGGCGGAACAAUAACAGGACGUCAUAAGCCGACUGAAAGAUUACAUUAUGGCGCGUCCAAUUGAAUGGGACCUAAUAGUUAUAAUAACAAAAGAUAAUGUAUUAAACAUAAUUCGUCUAUGUCAAAUUUAAUUU